Messenger RNA from Caenorhabditis briggsae, 1065 nucleotides. Gene Ontology annotation, molecular function: G protein-coupled peptide receptor activity. Bases 1 to 1065 code for a protein of 354 amino acids. The transcript has 6 exons. The record is from RefSeq and is a predicted model, not a curated record. NCBI's taxonomy places the organism in Eukaryota, Metazoa, Nematoda, Chromadorea, Rhabditida, Rhabditidae.
AUGAGAACCAAAACUUCUACUGCAAAUCCUUUUUACGACUACAUCCAAUGGGAUUUGUAUUCUGAUCAGUCUGAAACAGAGACCACCCCUCUGUACUAUGGGUAUCACUACUACGAGCUUUACGGUCAUUAUGACUUGGAAACUGAUUUUGCAUUUGAUUUCUUCAAAAGCAACUUUGAGCCUCUUAGAUACCUCGUUCACGCUACGACAACAGCUUAUGAAAUCGCUUCCGUGAUAAAUUUCUUAGUGAAUAUUCCUCAUUUAUUGAUUUUACUUCAACGAGAAUUACGAGCCAAUUUGGUGUACAUUACAAUGAUCGAUAUCUGUCUUUCUGAUCUGGCGCAUUCGCUUGGAGUCAUGUCUUACAAAGCGGUGGAAUCCCAAAUUUUUUCGCAAUUGAACGAUGUGAUUUUGGUCAACCGUACAGUGUUUCGAAGAUGCGCCGCAUUUCUAGCCCUCUUCAAGGCUGCGUUUCGUGCGUUCUCCGUUUUUUUCCCAAUGAGUUCUUCUGCCAACUUUUUGAUGAAAGGAAAAUCAGCUGUCCUCGUUGUUUUAUCUUUCUCGCUUGUUUGCAUAGUAUGGAGCUCAUAUUAUUUCGUGUCGUGUAAAGUUGAAACUGUUGCUCACAUUAUUUAUGUUUUCGUAACCGCUGCACUUGUUUUCGCAUUGUGUCAGGCUAAAAAGCGAAGAAAAGGUUUGAAAAAUGACAAACCUAAUAACACAUCAGAAUUGAUCGUAGUGAUGGCUGUAUCCCUGUUCCUAUCUGAAGCAACAUAUGGUGCCUUAUUCAUUUUCACUUAUUAUUUCAAUGAUUUCGAGGACCAAAUCAUGCUGGAAGAUUUUGAAGUUGUUGCUCUUAUUUUCUCUAUGAUAAAUUCUACAACUCAUUGUAUUAUUUGCGUUUUCAUGUCUUCACAGUACAGAGACACUAUCAAAAGAAUGGUCGGAUGGAAAGAGAAACAGAAGAUGGAUAAUGUUAAGAAUCUGAUUGUUGUCGAAUCAUCAGCACAUCCCUCGACUGCACGUACCUCGAAAACGUCAAACGAUUCGAAGAAGACAUUUUGA